Molecule: messenger RNA, 2515 nt
Organism: Nilaparvata lugens (brown planthopper)
Lineage: Eukaryota; Metazoa; Arthropoda; Insecta; Hemiptera; Delphacidae
Exons: 2
Coding region: 1490-2491 (333 amino acids)
Biological process (GO): regulation of transcription by RNA polymerase II
Cellular component (GO): nucleus; transcription regulator complex
Source: RefSeq, a predicted model, not a curated record
ACAUCCGAAGUACAUGGAUGCUACCAAGAAAGAUGUAGCAUGGAAGGAUAUAGAAGAUCAGAUGAAACAACCUGGUCCGGCCUGUAAACAAAGAUGGCAAAAUCUAAGGGACUCAUAUAGGAGAGCCUUGAAUAAGAGAAAAGUAAAAACGGGACAGGCAGCAAAAAAAAUAAAAAAAUGGAAGUACGAAGAUGAGAUGUUUUUUGUUGCUCCAUUUUUUGCAGAAAAGAAAACUUUGGAUUCUGUUGAUAUAACAAGUGAUGAGGAUAACGGAGACCAUGAUGACCACACUGUGGUCGACCACACAUCCGAAACAGAAACAAAGAGUUGGCAUGACUGCCUUGGUCUGAAUGGUAUUGUCACAAUAAGCUCUAUAAAAAUUGUUGAAAUUAUCAGUUAAUUAUUUUCUAGAGGUGUUAAAUUUCACUCAUAUCAGUAACCAAACAUAAUUGUUCAUAAGUGUUCUUACCAGUGACGUGCGUGAACUGUGAGUAUUCGCGGAGUGAUCCAUAUUCAAAUUCAAACAAUUUGUUAGGUUAACACAUCAUCUCAGUUUUUGUCAGUGUCUCGAUUGUUGGUUCCUGUCAAUUACAACCAGCUGUGUUUUGGGUAUAGGAGCAGAACAACAACUAACUGUUUACCGGUUCGGUUUCCGAUUAUCUAGCCUAAGGAACAAGAAUCUUAUCUGUUAUCUUCUUUCCCACUCAGACAACAUUAGCCGGCUUGCGUGAGCAACAGUAGCGUCCUAUGGUUGCCAUGACAACCCACCGUAGUACAGUCUUAUCAGCUUCUCUAUUCUAGCUCGCAAUAAGUCUUCUAAAAGGCGGGCGAUUUUUGAAUCCUACUUCUUCCUUCCACAACAAUAUUCAGAAGCUUCCUCUGCCCGCCUUGACUGCUCUCUCGGCAAAUAUCUUCUACAUUCCUUCCAGUAUUAUCCUACUCUCUAUAAUCCCUACCAAUCUCAUAGAAAAUGACGACACGCCGUAGACUCGAGAAGUUGAUUCAAGGUGUUUAAUCUGAUUUGAAAAAUUUGAAAGAUGACUUAUAUAAUGAAACAGUAAUAGAUUUGGCCGUAAGCAUUAGAGGAACUCUCUCAGUUUUUGCGGAGAAAUAUUCCAGUGAGGCUAUAAUUGACCUGAUUCCAGAUUUAGUUGGAGUCCUAAAUAAACUUGACAACUCUUUAUCAGAUAACAACAAAUUGAUUGAUAAUCUGGAGAACCUAUCGGAAGAAAAUAAACAAUUUUCGAGACAAUUGGAGGUAGAAAGAAACAGAAGAAAGGAAUGUUUCGAAGACUCUCUGUGCAAUGAAGAGAGGGCAGAAGAGGAAAUAAAUUCCUUAAAAUCGCGUAUAGCAUAUCUAGAAGCCACCAAUUCGGAUUUGAUUGAUGAGUUGAAGAUAAAUUCUGAAAAUAAAAUUCUUGAAGUCAAUAGGGUAGAAGCUGUGGAAUGUAAGACUUUGGUUGACGUAUCAACUCAAACAAAAACUAAAAUGACAUGUGCAAAUUGCUCAAAUCUUCACGACAAAUUGAAGGGUAAAGAGCUCGAAUUGAUAGAGUUGAGGCAGCGUCGUUGGGAAGAUAGCGUAGAGAUGGAGGAAAAAAUUAAGAGGGCUUUUUUAGGGCUAGAAAAUAAUAACUUGGCUUCUCAAACAUUGAAUGUUUCCAUUAGUGCUAUAGAUCCAACUGAACAAGGUGGGAAAUCCUAUAGAACCAGCCAAUCUAUGAAUGAAUCCAAGUCACGAAAACCUAGUCCUUCAAACGUGAAUUCGUAUAAUAAAAAAGUAAAAAUAAGAUGUUUCUCGGACAGUCAAGGAAGCCAGGUUGCUAGCAGAACCCGGUCAAUGAGUAAUCAUCAAGUUUUCGAUAUGUUGAAACCAGGCGCGAAAUUCGAAAAAGUCACCGAAGAUUGUAAAAGUAUAUGCCACGAUAUGAGCAAGCGAGACCUUGCGGUUAUUAUAGCCGGAACAAAUGAUGUGGCUUGCAAUGAAGCUGAUAGCUUGAUCCAAUCGUGCAAACGGAGAAUCAUGGACCUGCAGCACACAAAUGCUUUAAUCUUUUCAAUUCCGCACCGACAUGAUCUGCCUCGAUGGUCUUGUGUGAAUAAGGAAAUCGCUAAAACCAAUGCACGUUUGAAACAAAUAUGUAAACAUUUCUCUCAUGUUUACUUUUCGGAUUUGGGUUCUUUGGGGCGACGAUUGCAUACAUCUCAUGGUCUUCACCUGAGCCAUCCGGGGAAAAAAUAUGUUGCGGACACCAUACUGAAAAUCGCUUCGGGACUCAGUGACACCACAACAGAGACACCUGCUCAAAAUUUGGGAUCCUGUCCUGUCACUCCAGAUUCGCCCUAUUACACUACUGUAUCUGACUCAGAUGCUGAUAUCAGUAAUAGUCGUCCAGCUGAAGAGGAGAUUCCAGUCGCGGUGUCAACGAGAAUACCUUUUUUAGAAAACAUUCAGUCAAAAGAGAAAGAUUUCUUGCAUGUAUCAACUUGAAUAAACGUAGUACAUCGCAUGUUA